AUGUUGGAGUAUAACAAAAUCAAAUUCGGUCGCUUGAACAAGGGUCUCUGUGGUCAACUUUAUGACUUGGUUGCCAAGGACCAGAUCGAUAUCCACGCCUUCAUGUUCACGAAAGAUUGGCAUGACGCCCUAAAGGGAUGGGAAAAUGACGCUUCGCACCAUGUGCUUGCAGAGAUCAACAUCUACGGGGCAAAAGAGAGAGCACAAGAGAUUGGGAGCGCCUUGUCAAAGUCCGGGAUCUUUCUACAAAUGCCUAAGCACGGGCUAGAAGAUGACGACUACUAUAACCCACAGCUUCUCAGAGUUGAAGGGUUCCCAGACAUGCUAUCGCCAGAGCCAGAGAAUGGGCAGCUGGAGUCCGAACUCAGUCUCUGGAAAUACAACGAUGUUGACUCUGAUGAACCAUUCUAUCAGCAUGUUCUCAGUGGCGCCAAGCGGCCACAGCGAGUGGAGGCCCGUGGUGGCAUAAUAGCGGACGAGAUGGGCUUGGGAAAGUCGCUCGUUAUUCUCUCUACGAUUGCCGGCUCUCUUGAUCGUGCGGAAGCCUUUGCCAUGGCUGAAAGCCAGCAAGGGCCUUCUCAGCCACGAAGGAAACAAGCCUCGAAGGCGACACUGAUCAUAUCGCCGUCUUCCCUGCUUAUAGAUAGUUGGGUGGAUGAAAUUCAGCAUACGUAUUCUGGAAUCUUUCCCUUCCACAAGCAUAUCGGCUCUACAAGACAUCAAGAAACACAUCUCCUAUAUGAUCGGUCAAUUGUAUUCACCACUUACGCUACGGCAGCAGCCGAAUUCCGUCGCGGCCAAAGUAUUCUAUCUGAGACUACAUGGUUCAGGAUCGUUCUGGACGAAGCCCAUGAUAUUCGAAAUCGGGCUACAAACCAAUUUCAGGCCAUGUCUGGGAUUCCAGCUCUCCAUCGCUGGUGCCUUACCGGCACUCCCAUCCAAAACAGUCUCGGAGCACUAGUUUCCUUUCUCAAAGUACCCAUAUUAGAGAAUGCACCGACAUUUCGGAAGUUGAUUGUGAAUCCUAUCAACUCCACGUCAGGGCCUCGCUUUCACAAUCUUCAGAUCCUACUGCGCGCUGUCUGUCUCAGGAGAACACGGCAGCUGCUGGACCUGCCAGAACCUAUCUCGAAGACACGCAUACGCUCUCUUACACCGUCGGAACGGGCUGACUACCAGAAACUUCUUUCCCAAUGCAGAGAAGAAAUUGACAUGGCAGUGAGCCGCCCCGGACGGCAUACCGUUAGUUCUGCUUGCCUCAAGUCGCUGCUCAAACUACGGCUGUUCUGCAACAAUGGCCUCGCAAACACUACCAUCCAGCCGGGACCCACCGGACUGCCCGAUGAUCCAGAUGAAGCACUUAUUUAUCUGCAGCAGUUCGAGGAGAAUCUUAUUGUGUUCUCUUCGUGGAAGAAGCCCCUUACUCGUAUUCACGAGCUUCUGGUUCACUAUGGAAUCCCGCACCGAACAAUUGACGGUUCGCUGCGCCUAGCUGAACGUGUCAAUGUACUGAAGGACUUUCGAUCUCCAGUUGGCACCGAUAUUCUACUCAUGACACUAGGUAUCGGUGCGACUGAACCUGACUAUUGCAUCGCGCAUAUACCUUCUGGAGCCACAGUGGAAUCCAUUCAUCGAGUUGUCAUCAUUCGCUAUAUCAUGAAGGAAACCAUUGAGGAAAAUCUUAUUCUCUUCCGCCAGAAAAGAAAGUUAGAAUUGGCUGGCGAUAGCUUCAAUAGGGGCAAAGAUAUGCAGCCCGAAAGACUGCAGUUACUGCUGGACGUCUUUGGAAUGGAAAAGGCCGGGUCUAGAGAUAAUUGA
Messenger RNA from Thyridium curvatum, 1818 nucleotides. RefSeq lists its product as uncharacterized. Bases 1 to 1818 code for a protein of 605 amino acids. Gene Ontology annotation, molecular function: ATP-dependent chromatin remodeler activity; ATP binding. The record is from RefSeq and is a predicted model, not a curated record. Lineage: Eukaryota; Fungi; Ascomycota; Sordariomycetes; Thyridiales; Thyridiaceae. The transcript has 10 exons.